GCGACCGCGUCGCUGUACGUGUCUCCGCAACCGCCGCCGCUGCCGCCUGUGCGAAGUGUAAAGCGCGAGAACCGGGUUUGUAAGUUUUCGUCGUCCGCGGUGAGCACAACUCGUAACUCGCGCGGCGAGCCUCGUUCGUUUAGAGAUCGUUUUCCGCUGAGAGCGCGCGCGGCCGGCGAGAAAACGCGCCAUUUUUUCUCGCCUCUCGAGGGGGUUGUGGGGAGGGUGAGGCGAGUUGUUCAAACUCCUUUGAGCCGGAGGGGCUUCGCUUGAAAUAUUUUUUUUCGAAGUGCGCGCGUGCGAGUAAACGCGUGUGUGGGGGAAGCGCACUUUUGCUGGCUCCGUGCGCUCCGUGCGUCUGUGCUCCGUGUGCUGUGUCAAGUUCUCGUCGUUUCUUCGGCGGCGGGAAGAAUAGAAAAGGAUUCCCGGACACGGGCUCCCGCGGCUCGUUUCGGCGCCCUCUGCACGUUCCCUCCAUUCUUUUAACCUCGAACGACCUUCGAAGAACAACUUUGAUGCAACGGGCUCCGCGACCCCCGUUGCUGAUACGACCAACCCCAUUUUCACGCAAUGGCACCCUCCACUGAAAACAAAAGCGAGUGCUGCGACUCGCCCUCGCAACGGAACGGACACCUUGCUCCCAAAACUGAGGAAAUACCGCUCCAGAGUCGCAACGAUAACAACAAUGAGGGGAUCGAGGUGGAGAUGGUUGUCCCGCCGGAUGGAGGCUGGGGCUGGGUCAUAGUUGCAGCUUCCUUCAUGUGCAAUCUUUUCGUCGAUGGAAUCAUCUCCAGCUUCGGUAUUUUUCUCACCCAAAUUUCGGAGAGUUUUGGAGAGACGAGGGCUCGUGUCGCUCUCGUUGGAUCCCUUCAAACGGGCUUUUAUCUCAUGGCUGGACCAUUUGUUUCGGCACUGGCGAACCGAUACGGAUUUAGACUCGUCGCGAUUUUAGGGAGCGUAGUCAGUUGCCUAGCCUUCAUUCUGUCCUACUUCAGUUGGUCAGUCGAGUACAUGUACAUCACAUACGGCGUCUUGGGGGGAAUCGGAGUGGGGCUAAUUUAUGUCCCCGCAGUGAUAACGACGGGUUUCUAUUUCGAAAGAUGGCGGGCACUCGCAACGGGAAUUGCGGUUUGCGGUUCGGGAAUCGGUACUUUCGUCCUUGCGCCAGUCUCGGAAUUGCUGAUCAACCAAUUCGGCUGGAGGGGGGCGCUCCUUUUCCAAGCAGGCAUGCUGCUGAAUUGUGCAACUUUCGGCGCAAUGUUCCGGCCUCUCAAACCCACUCGAAUCAAAGUGGAACAGACUCAAGAACAAGUCGGAGCUGAAGUCAAGAGCCCGCUGAUGGGCAAGGGCGCUUCCACCACUUCUCUACACGCCAAUCACCCAAUCCGCAAUCGUUUCUUCGGCACCAACAACAACACCGAAUAUCCGACCGCCGCUCAGCUCCUCAGCAGUCAUCCGGAUAUCGCAAAUACAUCAAUGCACUCGUUACACCAUGUCGAAUCUAGGCUGGAAAAGCAGCUUAGUACCUCGGAGAAACGGCUCUCUGCACCGAUAUACCCAGAUUCUGUGGUCAUCACUGGAGAAGAGAUGAAAUCCGUCGAGGAGGAAAAUAAUUUACUUAGCGGUGACCUGGAACGUCUCAACGGAAGAAUCCCCACGAUCAGAAGACACACGAUAAGCGGUCGCCGGCUCGGGCUCGAGGAGGGAAGCGAAAAGUCGUUCAAAAUGAUCCACAAGCGAAAUUCCAGCAGCAGGGAUCCCCAGAGACCGUUUUACAGGGACGACAUUUUUUAUGGCGGUUCCCUCCACAGGCUGCCUCACUACAAGUCCCAGUUGUCAUCGGUCGGCUAUCACAUGUCGGUAACACGGUUGCCAACGACGAACGAUGUCGAGGAGGAGGAAAGCGGAAGCUGUUAUAUAUGUCCGGAGAGCGUGCGCCGGAUCCUGACGACGAUGCUCGACCUGAGCCUCUUGAAGAGUCCAUCAUUUCUCAUUCUGGCGAUAAGCGGUGGUCUCACCAUGAUGGGAUUCUACACCCCGCUCGUCUAUCUGCCAGAUCGUGCCCAGUUGAGCGGAAUAGACACUUCGACGGCCAUGUUCCUCGUGUCCGUUAUCGGGAUCGGCAACACAAUCGGCCGUGUCGUUUGUGGAAUCGUUAGCAGUUUUCCCGGAGUCGAUGCUCUUCUCAUCAACAAUGUAUUCAUAAGCAUCUGCGGAAUCGCGACGAUAUGCUCGGGGCUCUCGCCGACGAAGGAGUACCAAUUUUUCUAUGCUGCGAGCUUCGGUCUCAGUAUAUCGGUGUUCGCGUCCCUCAGGUCGAUAAUAGUGGUGGAUCUAAUGGGUCUGGAGAAAUUGACAAACGCCUUUGGUUUGCUUCUACUUUUCCAAGGACUGGCUGCAGCGGUUGGAGCUCCACUGGCAGGUGCGUUUAUGGACGUGACCGGAAAUUACGACGCCUCGUUCUACAUAUCGGGAGCGCUGAUUCUUCUCUCCGCAAUAAUUUGCUAUCCUCUGAAGCGGGUGAACGACUGGGAGAAGAGAAGGAGCGAGACACGAGUCACGAAUUCGUCGCAGUCAUGAUCCCCGAGAGAAUUCACGGCGACGCUCGAGCCCUCGUUCCUCCACAAUUAUCAAACGAAGAAAAGGAGGAAGAAGCUGAAGCAGGAGGAAGAAAACAGAAAUUAUCACUCCAAGAGCGUUAAGACUGCGUUUCGUUCAAAAAAAUGAUGCACGAAGCGAUUCGUUUAAGAAAAAAAAAAAAACACUGUUUUGCUCAUACGUACGUGCCUUGGGGGAUCAGAAUACAAGAAUAUGCAUUUAUAGAGAAAAUGGAAAAGCCUCGGAGCCGUGGCUCCGAGUCGGUUGGACCAGACGUUUCUCUCGUGAGUGCUAAAGUAGCGUUGGAGUGCGAGGAUCAACAUUUUUAUGUAGUUAGCAACAGUGGACGGUUACUUUCUAGUUGAGACGUUAGUCGAUUACGUAAUUCGAGUCAACUUCCGUCGAGCUCGAGGACAAACUCGAGUGCGCUCUUUCGCUCGAGCACAAAUUUGAGGUUGAACUCGCGAGGAAAUCGAAGCGAUUAGCUUCGGAGAACGUCGACGGAGAUUCGAACCUCGGCUCAAAAGUUCACUCGUCGCUCAAGUUAAUACUCAAAUUACGAAGAUUAUUUAACUUCAAUGAAGAUUCAACUUGAUUCUACUUGCCUGUCACACGGUCCGGACUCAGAGGACGAAACUAAGUUCCGGACUCAUCGCGUUCGAGUCUUUUCCGCAAGUUUUUUUCCCGACCUUCCAACCGCGGUAAACAGCCUCCCAUUUAAGGGCGAAAAGCCAAUUCCGACCCUUCGAUUUAAGGGGGAAAUCCAUCGGGGGAUUCGAAAAAUGCGAGUAAGCGUCGAACGUCGACGCGGGGGGUUGGAAUUUCGGUCGGAGCGUUACUGCUCGACGAGGCUUGUCUCGCGACAGGACCGAAUAAUCGAACGGGGAACCAAACGAUAUUGCGCUCGCUCGUAAACUUUUGUCAAGAGUCGUGCACCAAUCGACGAGAACACCGAGGGAUUAGGAACGUGUGAGAAGCCGAGAAUUAAACACGCUUUUAAAGUUCGAUGUACGGGGUGUCCUGGACGAUUUCGAUUCGAGUAUUUUUCACUGAAGCAGAAAUUACUCGUUUUUCUGCAAGCCAUGCUCACUUCCGAACCUUCAUUCGAAAAUCCUCUACUCACAACGAUCCGAGGACAAAAAGUUAAGGCCACUCGAAUUGGUACGCGAGUAGCCAUCUUUUGACGUACGAAAACGAGAAAUUCUCCAAGAUUACAGAGACGAGAGCAAAGUGCUCCAGUUGAACGAAACUGGCUGCUUUGACUUUGCAACUGAUAGAAAUUCUCGAAUUUCCAGCACUCUCAGCAUCGACAGAGCGACACCUUGUAUACGACCUCGAAUGAGUAUUCCCUGAUCAUCGUUCACGCUCUGCAGUUGAACUUAACAUCCCAGUAAUACACAUUCUUGAGCCAUUCUCUCUCUCUCUCCUUCUCUUUCCGCUGCUCCACUUCGGGGCCAGUUUCUCGCGCGUUGCGAUGCAGCCCGCCCCAUAAAUCUCGAUAAUUGGACUCGCAGCUUCUUGUUUUCACUCCCCAAAACUAGAUUAACCCUUUAAACAUAUGUGGGAAUGGCUCGCGAGCGGUGUAUUGCUCCGCAUUGUUAUGAUCCAGUACAAUCACUGAAAACGGAGUGCAGACAGAGCUCUGCGCGCCGCUCAAUUCCAUUGUUCGUUUAUUGACAGAACUUGCGGUCCAGCCGCUCCGAGUCGUCGAGAAAAUCUCUUCGACUCACCGCAGCUUUCCAUGAAUUUUUCAAAAUAAUACUUCCGAACUAACGAACGUGUGCCGGAGGCUGAACCCCUCGAUCGAACCCACGAUUUCGAUUAAACUGAAAAAAAAACCAUUUUUCGAGUCUGCUAUGAAACAACGGUCACUAGGAAAAUCGUGAAAGCACAUUUUUUUAUAGAUCCUACGAUAUUGGAUCGUCUCAAGAAAAGCUCGACCAUUGAAUCAACGAAGUCAACAUUUUCUCAAGCUCGAUAAGAAUCGUAUAAAAUUAUAGCACCAAAGGAGAGAUUCGUUGAAAAGCAGCUGUGAGAUUCCAAAGCCCAAUUGUCAGUCGCUGUUAAAAAGCAGCACGAGAAUCCACUGUGAGAGUCACAUUUUCGGCUAGGAAAAAAAGGUCGAACAAAUAUCCAUGUAAAUAGCAUUUUCCUUUGAAUCCUUUUGUACAGAUUGACAAGUUGAAGAAUAUAUAUUUCAUCGUAGCGGAUAAAUAUAUAAUUUAUUCUAAGAACAAAUGUUAUCGGAGAAAUUUAUUGUUAUACGAAAUGAAGAAUAAUAUUAGAGUUAAAAAAUGACGAGACGGUAUCGUUGCGUGUCCCAUCGAAAGUGGAAUAUGGGAUUGUCAUUUUGUGAAGGGUGAAGACCAUAGAGAGCACUGCGAACGAAAAGUCGUUUGGCAUUUAUAAAAAAAGACAAUAAUUCAGUCUGAUCGAAGAAAAAUACGAAAAAAUAGACAACUAAAGUGUACGAUAUGCUUCGAGAGUUAAUGCAACUUGUAAAAUAUUUUUUCUCAUUUUCAAUCUUUCCAAAAACCACUUGCUCCUUCCAACCCCUUUCUUUACUCGUGCCUUCAAUCGCUCCACCCAAAUUGCAAUGAUCAACGAGUGUACCUGGUAUUUCGUCGUUAGGAACUCUCACUGGUGUCACUCCGUAGACGUCAUCAUUGAAAACCCUCAGUGCAAUAAUAUUUAUCUAUGAAAAAAAGGAAACUCUAGUUUACUGAUACUAAUAUUUACAUACAAUAUUGAGCUCGUUCGAAUCGAAUGCUUUAAUGCCAAUGUGUGUUUAUCGAUAAGUCGCGUACACAUCGUUUUGCUAUACAUUUAAUAUAAAUAUUAAUAUUUAUGUGCUCGUUAGUCGGGAGGGAAAAGCAGCAAGCUAGAAGCAAAAAGGUUCUUCCAUAGCGACUUUGGCACAGGGGGACGUGAACGUGUGCAUUUGAUCAUUGAAAUGGCCGAGAUCGGGAAAAGUGUUCGAGAUUAAAUCUCUUGAUUCGAGAUUCAAAUGGGACGCAUUUUCGCGAGCGACUUUUCAGCAGUCUUUGAAAAAAGUUAUGGAAUGAAAAGACAUGCAAUUUUCGAGAGUUUUAUGGUGUCAGGAAAAAAAACCACGAAUCCACUCGGAGAAUCAACGGUCCUGGCCGAGUCGCGAUAGAUUUUCUCCGCGUGUACCAUACCGAAUAACGUAUACUCGUUCGAAGCUGACAUUGAAAAUGGAACAGUUUGCUCAAAAAAUAUUGCAGUUACGUAAUUUUGAUGUUUUUUUAUCCGAUUCUUUAUCAGCUUUCCUUUCAAGCUGCCUCGAGACUGCAGACCUUCGAUACGCAACGAAAAUAAUGAUGUAAAUUUUGUAUAUUUAAGUCGCGUGUGUGAAUAAAUGGAAAUAAGUAAA
This is a messenger RNA of Venturia canescens, 5992 nucleotides long. RefSeq lists its product as uncharacterized. Gene Ontology annotation, molecular function: monocarboxylic acid transmembrane transporter activity. The record is from RefSeq and is a predicted model, not a curated record. Lineage: Eukaryota; Metazoa; Arthropoda; Insecta; Hymenoptera; Ichneumonidae. Gene Ontology annotation, cellular component: membrane. The transcript is spliced from 12 exons. Bases 571 to 2580 code for a protein of 669 amino acids. Gene Ontology annotation, biological process: monocarboxylic acid transport; transmembrane transport.